AUGCCGUUGAGACGUAAGAACAAAAAAAUAGAUCGACAGGUGUUAGUCGAAAACGAGGAAUUACCACAGCCGAGUAAUGUCAUAGACAACAACUUUGGUGAUAAUACAAAUGCAAAUAUAUUUGCACGGAAUGAGGAUUCCAGCGAUGAUGACGAUAUCAAAUUUUGUCCAGCGAUAUUACCAACAAUGGAUAACGAGCUGGACGUAGGACAAAUAAGGAGUAAUAGAGAAAUAUUAAUGACAGAUGCGCCACCUGAUCAUUAUAACUAUACCUAUGCCGUCUUCUAUCUGCUGGGUAUCGCUACAAUGACACCAUGGAAUUUCUUUGUAACAGCAGAAGAUUACUGGAUGUAUAAAUUCCGAAACACCACUAUCAACGACACCACCAAUAUUACACCAGAUCUAACGCCAAUGCAAAAAAGCUUUACCUGUGAUCUCACACUCGCUGCAUCAAUAUCGGGCACAACAUUUCUCAUUCUGAAUGCAAUUUAUGGACAUCUCGUUUCGUUAAAAGUUAAAAUGCUCUCCACGCUGUUCACCAUUUUAGGCAUUUUCAUAAUAACAACAAGUUUCGUAGAAGUCAAUACCGAUCACUGGCAAGAACAAUUCUUUCUAAUUACAUUAUUUACAGUCGUAAUUAUUAAUAUAUGUUCGGCCACAAUGUCGGGCGGUAUAUUUGGCGUUGCCGGACUCUUUCCAUCACAUUACAUGACUGCCUUGGUGAGCGGUCAAGCCCUGGGCGGCAUAUUGUCGGCACUCGCAUUUAUUUUUGUGCUGGCAUUUGGUGCUGCGCCUAAUGUUACUGCUUUAAUAUAUUUCAUCAUUGGCAGUAUAUUGAUUUUGCUAUCGAUAAUCUGUUAUCUAAUAAUGUCACGUCGUCCAUUUUUCAAAUAUUACAUUGAGGGCGGCGAUAAGUUUAAAAUUUUGGCCGAUACGCCUUCACAUAGUCGUAGUGUUGAUAGUGGCGUAGAUCUGGAGCCGAAUAUCAAGGAGGUGUUUGGUAAAAUUUUCGUUGAAGCGGUUAAUAUAUGCCUACUUUUUGCCACGACACUCAGUGUGUAUCCUGCGGUGACAGUGCUCAUGCAAUCGGAGUACUAUGGCAAGGGAUACGCGUGGAAUGAUAUUUACUACAUGCCUGUGGUGAACUAUUUAUUCUUCAACUCGGGUGAUUACUUUGGUCGUAUAUUGGCCGGUUUGUGGGAAAUGCCACGCGAUAAUCCACAUACGGUGCUUCUAAUGACUGUGAUACGUUUGCUCUACGUGCCGCUCUUCUUAUGUGCAAAUAGUAAUGUACACAUUUUUUUGCCCGUUCUCGUACAUACCGAUGUUACAUUUAUUUUAAUGAUAAUUACAUUUGGCAUAACUAACGGUUAUUUAGCGAAUAUCAGCUUAAUAAUGGCACCCAGAUCCGUCAUGCGUCAUGAAAAAGAAAUGGCUUCAUCCAUUAUGGCUGCGAGUCUAAGUUUGGGUCUGGCGUUAGGUUCCUUACUUAGUAUGAUUUUCGUACAAAUGCUGUAAUAUUGAGUGUGCCGUUCACAAACCUAAGUGCCUUUUUUUGUACAUUACACACUAGACAUACAUACAUACAUAGAUUAGUUGACGAACAACGAGUUAUAUUUUAAUCAUGAUAUUAUUUUAAGAAGGGGCGAAAAGCAGCCGUGCCAAAAUUCAACUAUUUUAAAAUUUAUUUUUUAUUUAAUAAUAUAUUUUGUGCUAUACAAUAAGUCAAAUUCUGCGCCAAAUAUUUCACUAAGCACGCUUUAUUUUAUAUAAACAUUUGUGCAUUUGCCUAAAAAUCGACUAAAAUUUUUGUUCUCUGUCAGUUUUCGGCAAUUUAUACAUAUAUUUAUAUAUACAUAUAUUUCGAAGAUUUCUAUUUAGUUAUUUGGAUGGGCUGGAAUUAUGAUCGUUAUUUAAGAUAAAGUUAUUAAAAGUGGCAAUACAUUUUAAUGGAUUAAUAUAAGUUUUAUUCAUAAUUAUACCAUUUUAUGUAAUAUAUAAAUCAAUUUUGACUUAUUUA
Molecule: messenger RNA, 2020 nt
Organism: Ceratitis capitata (Mediterranean fruit fly)
Lineage: Eukaryota; Metazoa; Arthropoda; Insecta; Diptera; Tephritidae
Gene: Ent1
Product: equilibrative nucleoside transporter 2
Exons: 6
Coding region: 1-1518 (505 amino acids)
Biological process (GO): nucleoside transmembrane transport
Cellular component (GO): plasma membrane
Molecular function (GO): nucleoside transmembrane transporter activity
Source: RefSeq, a predicted model, not a curated record